CUCCCAGACAGCAGGUGGCGCGCUUCCGAGCACCGGAAGCACGAAUAAGAAAAAGAUGGCGCCUGGCCGUUUGAUGUAAACAAAGACGUCGGAAUUUUUACUCUUGUUUUACUUCACCAAGAAGAAGCAAACAUAAUAGUUGACCACAAGAUGCACAUUGAAAAUUCCAGGUGACCAGAUGUCUUACGCCUGUUGAAGAACAGAGUGCAUGAAAUCUUAAUCAGACUUGCCCAGACACAUUUUAACUCAGCGGGGUGGAGACAGAGAUGGCAGGACGCGGUCGUGGUCGGAGUCGCAGAAUGAUGACGUUCAACGUGGAAGCCAUCGGCAUCAACAGAGGAGAUACUCUACCACCGUCCAUCCAACAGCCCACACCUCUGUUUCCUGCUUUGGAGCACAAGCCGCUCCCCCUAACAGGAGGCGAGGAGGCAGAGUAUCUGUUGGCCCUGAAACAGGAGUUCAGAGGGGCCAUGAAGACCCUCCCCUUCUUCAUCCAGCCUGCCUCUGCACACACAGGUCAGAGGGCACACACAGAUGUGGAACGAUACUCUGACAAAUAUCACAGCGGCGAGCAGGCCGAUGCUCUGACAGGCUGGUUGCCAGAUUCAAAGAGAUUCCCAAAAGAGCUGAGGUUACGUGUCAAGAAAACAAUAAAAAAGGGUGCGUCCAAAGAGGUUGUGCAGUCAAAGAAGGUUCAGGCUGAUGAGCAGAAAAAAGCAGUAACAGAAAACAAGGAAGUUCUCCUCAAGCUGGAGACGCUGCAGAGUGAAGAGCAGCAGAACUCUGAGGAUGAGGAGCAGCAGGAGAAGAAGGAAGAGGAUCAGGAGCCCGAGGAAGAGUAUGACGAGGAGGAGCUGGAGGAAGAGACAGACUACAUCAUGUCCUAUUUCGACAACGGCGAGGACUUUGGCGCGGAAAGUGAUGACAACAUGGACGAGGCCAUUUACUGAAACAUUUGUGGCGAUUUCAAUGCCAACUGCCAGUUUUAAGUCAAGAUUUUAAAUGGUGUCAAGUUUGUUUGUUUUUUCAUAUUGUUGAUUGUUAACUUUUUACUAAAAUAGAGAAAAAUAUUUCAUUGAAACGUUGAAGACAA
Doryrhamphus excisus (bluestripe pipefish) is the source of this 1093-nucleotide messenger RNA. It is a transcript of the gene polr3glb, whose product is annotated as RNA polymerase III subunit GL b. Gene Ontology annotation, cellular component: RNA polymerase III complex. The record is from RefSeq and is a predicted model, not a curated record. NCBI's taxonomy places the organism in Eukaryota, Metazoa, Chordata, Actinopteri, Syngnathiformes, Syngnathidae. Gene Ontology annotation, biological process: transcription by RNA polymerase III.